This is a messenger RNA of Colletotrichum abscissum, 717 nucleotides long. RefSeq lists its product as uncharacterized. The record is from RefSeq and is a predicted model, not a curated record. The transcript has 3 exons. NCBI's taxonomy places the organism in Eukaryota, Fungi, Ascomycota, Sordariomycetes, Glomerellales, Glomerellaceae. Bases 1 to 717 code for a protein of 238 amino acids.
AUGAAGUCCGCUGUCGUCCUCACCACCCUCCUGGCCUUCGUCGCCGCCAACCCCGUUGCCAUUGCCAACGUUGACAACACCAACGCCAUCGCCAAGCGCAAUGUCGAGCUCGAGGCUCGCCAGCUUGGUGGCAUCGACCUUGCCACCCUUCCCGGCUUGGGCGCCCUGGCGGGUCUGGGUCUUCCUGGUCUCUCUAACCUCCCCAUCAGCCCGAGCAACGUUGUUGCCAUCCUCACCGGCCUCUUGGCCAGUGUCCUCAGCGUUGUUGGCAACAUCCGCCAGGGUGUUCCCGGUGCCGGUGCGAUUCCCGGCCUUCCUGCCAUCCCCACCAUCCCCGGUGUCUCCGUUCCCGCCGUCCCCACCGGUGCUAUCAGCGCCGAGCAGCUCACCGCUUUGAUCGGUGCCCUUCAGGCCCAGGUCGCCAACGCCACGGCCAUUGGCUCCGGCCUCCCCGCCGGCCUCAGCUUGGCCCAGCUCCAGCAGAUCCAGGCCAUCAUUGCCACCAUCCAGGCCCAGAUUGCCCCUCUCGUCUCUGGCACCGGUCUUCCUUCCCUUCCUGGCGUUCCCACUGGCGGCCUCCCCGACCUCGGCGGUCUUACCUCCGGCCUCGGCGGUCUUUCCGGCGUCCUCGGCCUUAUCACCGGCCUUCUCGGACCCCUCCUCGGUGGUCUUCUCGGUGGCCUCGGCGGCGGCCUCCUCGGUGGUGGUCGUGCUUAA